Molecule: messenger RNA, 1861 nt
Organism: Amaranthus tricolor (Joseph's coat)
Lineage: Eukaryota; Viridiplantae; Streptophyta; Magnoliopsida; Caryophyllales; Amaranthaceae
Product: probable protein phosphatase 2C 24
Exons: 4
Coding region: 192-1475 (427 amino acids)
Biological process (GO): protein dephosphorylation
Cellular component (GO): cytosol; nucleus
Molecular function (GO): protein serine/threonine phosphatase activity; cation binding
Source: RefSeq, a predicted model, not a curated record
CUGCCCGUCAAUUAAAUAAAAUUUAAAAAAAAUCUAAAUGCUGUUAGGAAUACUUCUUAUGUUUCCACGUAAAAGAAAAAAGCGGUACCCACCGUAGUAGGAGAGAGCGAGAAAAAAAGAAAUAAAAGUAGUUUAUUUGAUUUAUUUCAAAAGUUGUUUUCCAUGGUUAAUACUACUAAAGAACUUCAUCAAUGGCGGAUAUUUGCUGUGGAAUAGUUGCUGAUAAUGGUGAGAAUAAUCCUGUAGUUGAAUCUUCCUCUUCUCGUGCUGCUAGGAGACGUAGGAUGGAAAUCAGACGGUUUAAAUUUGUAGCUGGUGUUACGGAUUGUAAUGACUAUGAUCGAGAUUCCCUUACUGAUUCGACCAAGAGGCAGAAGACGGAAAUCUCUAGGGAAUGUACGAAUAAUUGUUUUGUUUCAGAUGAACGUGUACGAGAUAUGAUUUCCGAAGAUCAGGAUACUGAUGAUAAGAAAUUUAAACCGAAAGAUUCAGUUAUUAAUACGAUUUCGAUUUAUGAACCUAGACCUUUUUCUGCGAAAUCAGUUCUCAACAUUGAAACAUUCAACGUAAUACCUAAAUUCGGCUUCGCAUCAGUUUGUGGAAGACGACGAGAUAUGGAAGAUGCAGUCGCAGUUCACCCGUCGUUUUUCAAAACGGAAAAUUCCGUCGCUUCUGAACCGUCGCAUUAUUUCGCUGUUUAUGACGGUCAUGGUUGCUCUCACGUAGCGAUGAAGUGCAGAGAAAGAAUGCACGAGUUAGUGAAGGAGGAGCUAGUUAACUCAGUUCCAGAAUGGAAAGUAGCAAUGGAGAGAAGUUUUAGUAGAAUGGAUAAAGAAGCAGUUGCUUGGGAUGAAGGUGUAAUUGGUGAUUGUCGAUGUGAAUUGCAAACACCGGAGUGCGACGCUGUAGGAUCUACAGCCGUUGUCGCCGUUGUUACUCCUGAGAAGAUUAUUGUCGCCAAUUGUGGUGAUUCGCGUGCUGUUCUUUGUCGUAACGGAAAAGCUUUGCCUCUUUCGUCCGAUCAUAAGCCGGAUCGACCAGAUGAGUUGAAUCGGAUCCAAGAAGCGGGUGGUCGAGUGAUAUAUUGGGAUGGGCCUCGGGUCCUUGGAGUACUGGCCAUGUCUAGAGCUAUUGGGGAUAACUACUUGAAGCCAUACGUGAGCAGUGAGCCAGAGGUAACAAUAACUGACCGAACAUCGGACGAUGAGUGCUUGAUAUUAGCAAGUGACGGAUUAUGGGAUGUUGUAACCAACGACACAGCGUGUGGGGUGGCGAGAAUGUGCUUAAAAGGCAAAGUACCACCGGCAACAUUGACUCCGGAGGUAGAAGCAAUCACGGGUUUAGGUGAAGGACUGGCCGAUAAAGUAUGUUCCGAUGCUUCGAUGUUGCUUACCAAGUUAGCUUUAGCUAGGCACAGCACGGACAACGUAAGUGUUGUUGUCAUUGAUCUAAGGAAAGAUAAGAGUAACGCCUAAGGAGUAAACAGUAAACAUCCCUAGGAAAUAUAGGGGAAAUCCUUCAGAAUAUCGAUUAUCGUCACACUAGCUAGACCAAGUGAAAAAAUGAAUGGAAAUGGAAAUGGAAAUGGGUUAAACUUUCUUAUCCUCGUAUCCCUUUUCAAGGAUUUUUUAAUCUUUUAUUUUAGUUUUGGUUAACUAGUAAUAUUAGUUAGUGCUCUCUUUUCCUCUGAUUUUUUUGUGAGUCAUGGGAGAGAAGUUAAGAAGAAUUUUCCGAAGUGAAAAAGCUUUGUGGUCGAAUGAAAUAUAGCUAGGGGAAAGAAAUAUCCAAAACUGAAUGAGAACUUGCAAAAAAUUUGAAAAACAUUUUCUAUUUUUUUAUACUAAUUACUUUCUCGUUUCAA